GGGCGAGCGGCUGGGGCUGGGCUACUCCGCCGGCCGGGGGCGCAGCAGCGGAGCUGGCCGGCCGUGGGGACGCGCAGCCGGGGAGCCGCUCCUAGCGAGGCUCCCGGCAGCCAGCGAGAGCAGCGUUUAACUCCGGCCCUUGCCCUGCGUCCUAGGGCCGCGUGGCUGAGAGCAGAGGAGACCCCCGGCUGGACGGGGACAUGAAGAAGAGCCGGAGCGUCCUGGCUGUGACGGCGGACGAGAAGCCCAAGGACCUGCUGGAGCCCGGGCUCUGCAGCCGCUCCUACACCGCUGGCAGCAUGCUGGGCGCGGACCUGCGGCGUGGCCGGCGCCGCCUCUCCUCCAGCCUGCAGGUGCCACCGUGGAAACCCCUGGACCGGGCGCGAUCACCGGAGCCCGACAGCGUCCAGAGGCCAACCACCCUGCCCCUGCGCAUCCCGCCCCGCAUCGCCAUCACCCACGCCGAGCCGGACAGCUUCGAGGUGGAGAAUGGCCCCUCCCCGGCCAGGAGCCCCCUGGACCCCCAGGCCAGCCCCGGCCUCGUCCUGCACCCCAGCUUUCCGGCCGGCCAGCGGCGCGAGUCCUUCCUGUACCGCUCGGACAGCGACUACGACCUGUCGCCCAAAACCAUGUCCCGUAACUCCUCCGUCGCCAGCGAGUCCCACACGGAGGACCUGAUCGUGACGCCCUUUGCCCAGGUGCUGGCCAGUCUGCGGAGCGUGAGGAACAACUUCUCCAUCCUGGCCAACGUCCCGACCCCAACGUCCAACAAGAGGUCCCCUGUGGGCAGCCAGUCGACCUUCUGCAAGGCGAUGCUGUCAGAGGAGACCUACCAGCAGCUGGCCAAGGAGACCCUGGAAGAGCUGGACUGGUGCUUGGACCAGUUGGAGACGAUCCAGACCUACCGCUCCGUCAGCGAGAUGGCGUCCAACAAGUUCAAGAGGAUGCUGACCCGUGAGCUCACCCACCUGUCGGAGAUGAGCCGCUCCGGAAACCAGGUCUCCGAGUACAUUUCCAGCACGUUCCUUGACAAGCAGAACGAGGUGGAGAUCCCGCCCCCCACGCAGAAGGAGCGGGACAAGAAGAAGAAGCAGCAGCCCAUGUGCCAGAUCAGCGGCGUGAAGAAACUCAUGCCCAGCUCGGGCCUGACCAACUCCAGCAUCCCCCGCUUCGGGGUCAAAACCGACCAGGAGGAGCUGCUCAGCACGGAGCUGGAGAAUCUCAACAAGUGGGGCCUGAACAUUUUCCACGUCUCCGAAUAUUCCAGCAGCCGCUCGCUCAGCUGCAUCAUGUACACGAUAUUCCAGGAGAGAGAACUGCUGAAAACCUUCAAGAUCCCAGUGGAGACGCUGUUGACGUACGUGCUGACGCUGGAGGAGCACUACCACGCCGACGUGGCCUACCACAACAGCCUGCACGCCGCCGACGUGAUCCAGUCCACGCACGUCCUGCUGGCCACGCCCGCCCUGGACGCUGUCUUCACCGACCUGGAGAUCCUGGCUGCUCUGUUUGCAGCCGCCAUCCAUGACGUGGAUCACCCGGGCGUCUCCAACCAGUUCCUGAUCAACACCAACUCGGAGCUGGCCCUGAUGUACAACGACGAGUCAGUCCUGGAGAACCACCACCUGGCCGUGGGCUUCAAGCUGCUGCAGGAGGAGAAUUGCGACAUCUUCCAGAGCCUCAGCAAGCGCCAGCGCCAGAUGCUGCGCAAGAUGGUUAUAGACAUGGUCCUGGCCACCGACAUGUCCAAGCACAUGAGCCUCUUGGCCGACCUCAAGACCAUGGUGGAGACCAAGAAAGUGACGAGCUCCGGGGUGCUGCUGCUAGACAACUACACGGACCGGAUCCAGGUCCUGCGGAACAUGGUUCACUGCGCCGACCUCAGCAACCCCACCAAGCCGCUGGAGCUGUACCGCCAGUGGACCGACCGCAUCAUGGAGGAGUUCUUCCGGCAGGGCGACAAGGAGCGGGAGCGGGGCAUGGAGAUCAGCCCCAUGUGCGACAAGCACACGGCCUCCGUGGAGAAAUCACAGGUGGGCUUCAUCGACUACAUCGUUCACCCGCUGUGGGAGACGUGGGCGGACCUGGUGCACCCCGACGCCCAGGAGAUCCUGGACACGCUGGAGGACAACCGGGACUGGUACCACAGCAUGAUCCCACAGAGCCCCUCCCCGCCCCCGGACGAGCAGGACAAGGCUGAGGAGGCCUGCCUGGAGAAAUUCCAGUUCGAACUGACACUGGAGGAGGAGGGCGAGGAGUCGGAUCAGUCAGGCCGCGAGGAGGAGGAGCCGCCCUGCCUGUCCCCAGAGGAGGGGGGCGGGCAGAACGGACUGGCACACCACACAGCCCCUGGGGCACCGUGACUCUGGGCUUCGUCUCAGUCGCCCGGCGGGAAACAAAACUAAAGCCACACACACGCACCCCCCGCCAUGGACUCUUUUUUGGGGGGGAGACCCCAACAAACAACAAACAUUUAAUUUAAUUUUGGUUUUAGUUGGGGGGAUUUUUAUUGUAUUUUUUACAAAAAAAAAAAAAAAAGAAAAAGGAAAAAAAAAGAAAAACUUUGAAAAAACCAAACCACAACAAAGGGAACAAACACAGCAACUGUAGAGGGGGUCGGGCCUGGGCCCGGCCCCCCCACAGCGGAGCUCCAAGCCCUCCGGACUCUUCCACCUCACGUCUGCGGCUUUGCUGGUUUUUUUACUGAUCCAUUCGGAUUCUCUUUGAUUUGGAGCAGCCGGGGGCCGGGCGCUUUUCGCUUUCCAUUCGGGUUUUCCCUUCCCCACGCCCUUUAGAGAUCUAUUUUUUUAAACAAUCAGGAAUGAACGCAGAGCAGGAUCGGAGCACACUGUCCUAGCUGGGACCCUCAGCCAGCCUAGAUCUGGCCUGGGGUCUUCGUGCUCCGGGCCGCACAACGGUGGUUAUUAUGAUUUUAAUUUAUUAUUGCGGGGGGAGGGGAUGGUUGUGGGGUCUGGGUUAUUUUUAACGCACCUGGUAAUUUAUUGUAAAUUAAUUAUUAUUUUUGGAAAGUUGGGGAGGGAGGGGAGAAGUUUUAUUUUUCUGUAAUCAGAUUUUUUUCUCCCAUUGCUCGGGGGUUCAUUUCGUCCCCCUCUUUCCCCUCCCCCACUGAGGCCAUAGCCCCCCCUUUCCUGGGAGGAUGAGAAGGGGCUUAACUUUUGAAAAGGGGGAACUAGAUGGCGAAGCUCCAACCCCCCCCCUCGAAGCAGCCGCUCUCCGAGCGACUAGCCAGCCAAGUCUUCCUCUCUUCAUCCGUUUGCACAAAUACGGCGCUCUGGCCGCAUGGAUUGAUUGUAUCAGCCAGCUGCUCCUCCACCCCCCCACCCCCCACCCCGAGCAGCUGGGAACCAGCUUCGCUUCACUUUGAGUUGACUUGCCAACACCCCCAGCUGGCAGCAGACGGGCCGCGGGCACCGCCGCUGCAGGAGGCGCCCAGGGGAUAGUCCAAGGUGCCGAAGCUGGAUUCAGGGGGCACUGGGCUCCGGACCGUCCUCUGGGGCUCCCGCCUGGUGCCCUCUGCGGCAUUAGGCCCCCAACACCAGCGCAGCCGGGCACCACCGUGAGGGCAGGGCGUUCCAGGGGGCCGACCCUUGGGACUCUGGCCCUGCGAGAGGAUGCAGCCCCCGAGGGCUUUAACUGACCCCCCUCGGGCUCCUGAAGCCCCCGGCCCUCUCCCUGCGCUGGCGGCUGUGGGGGCAGGCGGGGUGGGGGGGGAGUAGAACAAGUGCCCCCCUCUGGCUGUGGCCUCGCAGACCCUGGCGGGCACUGCUGCAGUGCAGCUCCAGCAGGAGCUGGGUGGGCUCGUGCAGACGCCGGACGCCAUCCCCGGCAAACGGGAGCUGGGCCCUGUGGCUGCUGCCUUCUCUGGGCGGGGGGGGGAGCUAGGCUGGGCUGCUCUCCCCCCUCCCCCCGAAUGCCCAGCACCCGGAGGGGGCAGGUGAAGCUGGGGCUUUAGAACCAUUUCCUCAAGUGCUAAAGGGGGGGGGGAAGCAGCUCCACUAGCCGCGUCUGCACGUGCCCGGUUCUGUCUGCAGGACAUGCAGGGCUCGCUCUGGGGGGAUGAUCUUGGGGGUUACAUCCAGGGUGAAAAGUCAGGGUGAUCCCCCCCCCCUGCAGGAAACCAGAGUUUCUUCCCAUUGCAUUGGGAGGGGGCAGUUGUAUGGCAAAUGAGUCUUUGGGGGGGGGGGUGAGAGGGCAGGGAUGUGGGAUCAGGCUGGGGCUGGCGUGUGCCAUCCUGCCGCCCCCUGUACCCCGCAGGAGUGAAGCAAUAAUGAGUGAGGUUGCCCCCCCCCCCAAAAUGCUUCAGCGAGCUUUCGAACCAAAGCCCUUGGACGCACCGUCCCCUGGGGCCAGCACCUCCGGGGUCCUCGGCCGGGGGCUGCCCUGGGGCAGGGGGAUGAGGAACAUGGGCAGGGCCCACCCGAGCGAUGUGCCACCGGGAAUGGGCCUUGGGCAGGUGCAAGCCAUGCGGGUGCCCCCAGCCAGUGCCCGGUGGGGCCCCGUGGCCAGCUGGGGGGAGCGGUGCCAUGUCUGAACACUGUACUGUAGCAAUUGAUUUCUAUUUUCCUGCAGCCGGGGCGGGGGUGCGGGUGGUGCCCGCCCCUGUAGAGCCUUUAUUUUUGUACGCGGUUCGGGUCUGUGCGUCGGUCGGGUCGGUUUUGUUCUGUACAUACUGUGAAUAGCAGCUGUAAAUGACUCCCUCCGCCUCAAACAAGACAGCGUGGGCCGGGGGGGGCUGAGCCCCCUCCCCAGGAUCUGAGCUCCCUCUCCCCCCCCCCCCCCCCGCGUAUGUAUCUGGUGUAACUGCUCCUCUUUCGCCAUGUCCUUGCCCUGUUUCUCUCUUGGCCUUUCCCAGUCGUCAGCUGCGGAGCUCACAAUAAAACCAGGAGGAAGGGA
Molecule: messenger RNA, 4914 nt
Organism: Malaclemys terrapin pileata
Lineage: Eukaryota; Metazoa; Chordata; Testudines; Emydidae
Product: cAMP-specific 3',5'-cyclic phosphodiesterase 4B-like
Biological process (GO): signal transduction
Cellular component (GO): nucleus; cytosol; perinuclear region of cytoplasm
Molecular function (GO): 3',5'-cyclic-AMP phosphodiesterase activity
Source: RefSeq, a predicted model, not a curated record